UGACUUUGAAGACCAGUAUAGAUUAAUCACGGUGCUUGUCCUCGCACCUGUCUACUGAGGGUCUUCACAGUCUCAGUCUUAAACCACACUCUAUCCCAUUUGCUUCAGUAAUAACAUCACUUCUUCGCCCCUUCCAGCCAUGGCGACCUCACCUCCCGCGCCCUUUCCGGCAAGCCUUCCUUCAUCCAAAAAGCGAACAUCAAUGAGUUCAACAGCAUCUACGCAAGGACCCAACAAGCGACCAAAACUCCAUCCUCUCAGACAGACUUCAUUCCCCGCCCAAUAUGGCGCCGGCUCAGCAAUACACAGCGCCCGAUCAGAGACUGCGAGCGUCGCCAACAGCCAGCUCUCCGGUGCCAGCGGGAAAGUCCCAGGCCGAGGACGAGGACGACCCAGGAAAUCCGCACAACUCAACGCCGAGGAUAUACGCUCUUCACAACAAUCGGCAACAGAUAACGCCAGCCAAGCCGACGGUGCAGGACGAAAUGCAGGUCGUGGCACUAAAUCAGUAGUCAGCGGUCGAUCGGGCGCCGCCGAGGCCGAGGAAGAGGAAGAUGAAGUCGAGAUCGAUGGAAUGCUGGAGAACGAAAACAUGGACGAGCAGGAACGCCGACAGGCCGAAGAGGAAGAGAUACGCCAAGAACAACGGCGAGAACGGCUUGCAGAGACGCUCGACCCGGACCAGUAUUCUCGAUAUAAUCAAUGGCGAGCGCUGUCACUCAAUAACACUACGGUGAAGCGACUGGUCAACUCUAUCGUGUCGCAAUCAGUCACUUCGGCCCCUCUACAAGCGAUUCGGAUCUACGGCAAAUGGUUCGUUGGCGAAAUCGUGGAGCGAGCGAGAGAAGUGCAGGAAGAGUCGGCCAUAGCGUAUGAAGCGACCAGACAGGAAGAAAAGGAGCGGAGGCAGAAACAAUUGGAAGUGCUGGAAGAGAAGCAGAAGCAGACUAACGACACGGAUCAACAGUCUCGGUUGAUUGUCAGGGAUAUUGAGCGAUUGAAGAGGGUGACGAAGGAGUAUAUUCCUAACCCGCAUCGGGGUGGACUGUUGCCUGAUCACCUGCGAGAAGCUUUGAGAAGAUACAAGGCAGACGGUGAAGGUGGGGGAGUCGGGUUCCAGGGCCAAAGUCACGGUCUUUUGGGCGUGCCUGGACCGACAGCAUGGCGAUUGGGCGAUGGUGCUUCUGGAAGACGACUUUUCAGAUGAGAGCUUGCAAGUCGUGAUAUUAUCAAGAAAGGCCCGACACAGGCAGACAGAGGUAUCUUUACAUCCACACAACGCCAAUGCUGAAUAUGCGCAUACAACUCCAACAAGAUUCCACGAAAUGAACAGCGCAAUGAAGGAACAAAAUGACAUCAACCCCG
Molecule: messenger RNA, 1365 nt
Organism: Exophiala viscosa
Lineage: Eukaryota; Fungi; Ascomycota; Eurotiomycetes; Chaetothyriales; Herpotrichiellaceae
Exons: 1
Coding region: 140-1207 (355 amino acids)
Biological process (GO): transcription initiation at RNA polymerase II promoter; RNA polymerase II preinitiation complex assembly
Cellular component (GO): transcription factor TFIID complex; nucleus
Molecular function (GO): protein heterodimerization activity; transcription coactivator activity
Source: RefSeq, a predicted model, not a curated record